Molecule: messenger RNA, 633 nt
Organism: Naegleria fowleri
Lineage: Eukaryota; Heterolobosea; Eutetramitea; Acrasida; Naegleriidae
Exons: 2
Coding region: 1-633 (210 amino acids)
Biological process (GO): protein processing
Molecular function (GO): metal ion binding
Source: RefSeq, a predicted model, not a curated record
AUGGAAAGACAUUUCUAUGAAGCGAUUGAAAAUGAAACUGUGACGAGUGAGGCCAAGAUGAAAGCUCAACUCGAAUUUAAACCCAAAUUUAUCAACACUUAUCUUUCCAUUCCAUCCUCGGUGAGUUUUGUGGGUAGAGCACUAGUGACUACACCAUUUGCUACCAAGGACUCUGCCCUUCUUCGAGUGGUCUCUUCCAUUCUACACUCCAAUUAUUUGCAUCAGGAAGUGAGAGAACGCGGAGGCGCCUACGGCUCCAAUGCCUCUCAAAGUAUGAAUGGCGUUUUCAUGAAAGACUCUGUCACUCCAAAAACAAUUCAAGAAGCCAAGUUGCAAGUGUUCCAACAUUUGGACUCACCUGUGACACCUCAUGCUCACGCCCAGAGUAAAGUUGUAUUUGGAAUUGAUGACGAGUUGAGACAAUUCAGAAGAAAUGUUAUUUUAGAUGCAACACGCAAUGAAAUUAUUGACACGUGUGUGAAAUAUUUGAGUAAUUCAAAUGUUGCGACUACCAUCAUUGGUAAUUUUGAAAAGGAUAUUUCAAACGAGACUCAAAGAAAAUGGGUAGUUGUGAGGGAGGAAAUGGAUAAUUCAUUCAACGACAUGCAAAGUAAUAAUACCAUGACUCAGUAG